AUGAGGUGUCCUCUGGGCGCCGGUUCCGGCCACAGCGCCGCCUGGAGAAGGCUGCUUCUAACAGGCACCCUGCUGGCAUUUUUCCCCUGCUCUGCCUCCUCGGAGCUGCCCUCCUCUGCGUCCCUAGACCCCUUGACUGAAGGAGCCGAUGCCCACCUGCCAGUCCCCAGAAGCCUCGAGGGGGUUCUCUCCACUUCGUGGUUCCGAGGGCACGAGGCCCGGCCAGAAGCCAUGAUCUUCUCCCCUGGGGGCCUCCCAGGGCCCGGCCACACUGGCCGGGAGACGCUGGACACCCAAGGCAGCCUGAUCAUCAGAAACGUGACAACUCGAGAUGCCGGCAGCUACACCGUGGUGCUGGAAACAAGCAGGGGACGCAGGAGUGCGACAGAGCAGAUACAGGUCAAGGCCAGCUCUGGUGGGAUGCUGCUGCUGACAUUCCCGGGGAAUAAACAAGGUAUCCUCCGGAGUGAACUCAACUACUCAGUGAUUCUGCAGUGGGUGGCUUCAAUCGAACCUGAACCUGUGCUACGAUGGACCUUCAAUGGGCGUCCUCGCGGGAUCGGGGAGAGGCUGAUUAUCCAGAGGUUGUCCUUGGAGGAUCUAGGCACCUAUGUAUGCUUGGCCGAGAACAGCCAGGGAAUGUAUAUCUCCCAGCCUGUGACUGUCAUGCUGCCACAAGUCAUCGUGGAUCCCACAGACCCUGUGCCCAUCAAGCUGAAACCCACCCUCUCCCUAUCAGGGGGACCUGCCAUUGCCCUCAUCGUGGCCGCACCUGUGGUACUGGUCACAAGCGCGGUCUUCACCUUAACCUGGAAGCUAAGGUGUGAUUGACAAAGAAGAAAUGGAUGAAGCAUUUGGGUUUUUUUUUUUCAGUUUAAAUAAACUGAAUAAAAAUUAAAAAACAAAUAAAUGAAUCUAGAUAAAA
This is a messenger RNA of Hippopotamus amphibius kiboko, 925 nucleotides long. It is a transcript of the gene IGSF23, whose product is annotated as immunoglobulin superfamily member 23. Lineage: Eukaryota; Metazoa; Chordata; Mammalia; Artiodactyla; Hippopotamidae. The transcript is spliced from 5 exons. Bases 1 to 831 code for a protein of 276 amino acids. The record is from RefSeq and is a predicted model, not a curated record.